AUGCUGCAGAUGAAGCAGAUGGUCCUGCUCGCCGUCAAGGGCAGCAAAACAUUACCGGAUGCAAGCGACAAGUGCAUCCUUCCACAAUCCAUCCUUGAAGCGCUCCUACAGGGACAUGCGCAUGGCCAGCUUCCGUCGCCACUGACAUUUGCAGUGCGCAGUCAUGCAGGCAGACUCACGCAUGUCGGUGUUCAGGAGUUUGACGCCGACGAAGGCACCGUUGUCUUCCCGCCUGUUGUCCUGGACAAUCUAGGUAUCACGGCGUCUACGCGUGAUGGCAAAGACUUGCGCGAUGUGGCAGCGCAUCAAGUGACCAUCACGCAUACGAUCCUGCCAAAGGGUGAGUACGUCUUGCUACGACCAUUCGCAUCAGGCUACAGCCUUACAACGGAUUGGAAGACGGCCUUGGAAGGGGCAUUCAGGAGCGCCUAUACCUGUCUCACAAAGGGCGAUAUCGUCAGGCUACGUGGCAGGAGUGAACGGUUUCUGGUGGAUGCGUUGAAGCCUGAAGACGCUCAGGGCGUGUGUAUCGUCGAUACAGACCUCGAGGUGGACUUGACGCCCCUCUCGGAUCAACACGCACAAGAGACGCUUGAUGCCAAUGUCCAGCAAGAGGUAGCACCUCCACUUGUCUUGGGAGAGCAGGUCGCAGGAUCAAGCACAGCGCAGUAUACGCUGAGCACUUGGGAUCGGUCAGCGCCACUCUACAUCUCUGCACAAGCCGAAGCAGAUGCAGAAUUGGUUAUGGAUACGCAUCCAGAGCCAACACUACACCGCCACAUCUGGUCAGACUUGCGAGGUUGUGUCCGAAAGACUAUUGACAUUUUUCCCGGCAAUACAGCGUUGCAGUCUUCCGAUACGCUUUACCUGUCCAUAACGGGCGCUCACACUCUGACGGUCUCUCAGCAACGACAACCAAAGACAAUACCAGAAACACACAAGCAAUGUCCCAAUUGCAAUGAAGCCAUUCCAGCAGCGAACCUAUUUCUGCAUGAACGCCACUGUGUGCGCAAUACAAAACGCUGUGCUGUGUGCCAUCAACCGCAUGCCAUCACUCGACCACAUCAGCACUGUGAAGUUUGUGGCGAGGUGUAUGAAGGAAGCAGUGCAUACCACAUUGAGCGCCUUCACACUCCUCAAACGUCCCUCGCGGCACAGCAUAGGGCAACCACUUGCUCUCUGCGUCUAAGAGGCGAUCUCAGCACACUUGGUUACAUGGACAAAGAACGCGGAUUCACGCCACAUGAAGUAGAGUGUGGUGCACGCACGAUCCAAUGUGACGUGAUGGGUUGUCGACGUCUCAUCAAGCUCAAGGAUGUCGCUACACAUCAACGCUUCCACGAUUCACAACGACUGACACGCAAUCUGCCCAAGUGUGAGUGA
Messenger RNA from Protomyces lactucae-debilis, 1383 nucleotides. RefSeq names its product ubiquitin fusion degradation protein UFD1-domain-containing protein. NCBI's taxonomy places the organism in Eukaryota, Fungi, Ascomycota, Taphrinomycetes, Taphrinales, Protomycetaceae. The coding region runs from base 1 to 1383 and encodes 460 amino acids. The record is from RefSeq and is a predicted model, not a curated record. Gene Ontology annotation, molecular function: polyubiquitin modification-dependent protein binding. The transcript is spliced from 4 exons. Gene Ontology annotation, cellular component: VCP-NPL4-UFD1 AAA ATPase complex.